UGUCACAGCAGCGAGUGGUAGAAUGGGACAAACAUCUCUUCAAUGGCUGAUCUUUCUGACCUCACUGCUGAGCUGCACAACAAACCAGGCUCGUCUCACUGUGAGUCCCAGCAGCUCUCAGAUGUUUGAAGGAGAGUUUGUCUCUCUGAGCUGUGAGGAGGACGAACCCUCUGGAUGGACUCUGAGGAGAAACACGACCAGAGGAACCAGGACUCAGUGUGGAGAUGGAUGGGGAAAAACUGCUGGUUCCUCCUGUAAGAUCAGCUACAUUCUCCCAGAGGCCAGUGGAGUCUACUGGUGUGAGUCCAGAGAGGGAGAAACCAGUAACACCAUCAACAUCAGCGUCACUGGUGGACCAGUGAUCCUGAGGAGUCCUGUCCUCCCUGUGAUGGAGGGACAUGACGUCACUCUGUCCUGUAGGACAAAGACGUCCUCCAACCUCCCAGCUGGUUUCUAUAAAGAUGGCUCCUUCAUCAGGACUGAGCCUGAAGGUCACAUGACCAUCCAGCAUGUUACCAAGUCUGAUGAAGGCCUCUACAGGUGUAACAUGACGGGUGGAGAGUCUCCACCCAGCUGGCUGUCUGUCACAGGUCAACCGACAACCACGGCCCCGCCCCCUGCCUCAACAUUGACUCCUCCCUCUACAUCAGCCCCGCCCCCUGCAUCAGAUCCCUCCCACCUUGUGUUCAGACUGGUCUGCCACCUGGUGGUGUUCUGUCCGUACUGCAUCUCCACUUUCAUCAUGGUGUCUUUAUAUCGACACAAGCCCAGAGGAAGUGACCUGCCCGUCUCCAUGGUGAUGACCCCGCCCACUCAGGCUGAGGAGGGAUUGGAUGAUGACUAUGAUGACAUCAUCACUGCUGCCACCACGGAGCAUCACUUCUGACCGGAUCUGACGUGAAGCUAAAAUGAUUCAAGUCCUUCUUGGUUGAGAAACGGUGGAGGACCCAGAACGCUUCCCUGUGGAACUCCACUUGACUUGUAGACGGAUGAUGUUGAGCUCUAAACGCUUCUUAUCUUCUAAUUUAAGCAUCUCUGUGAAAGCAGGUAGCUAAGUCAGGUUAACUGAAGCCUGUUAACUCAGAGAAAGACUGACUCUGUUGAACUUAACUCAAGAUACAGAAUGUUCUGCAGAGCAGUCGACGUGUUUUUGGUCCAAAUUAAA
Messenger RNA from Anoplopoma fimbria (sablefish), 1165 nucleotides. RefSeq names its product Fc receptor-like B. NCBI's taxonomy places the organism in Eukaryota, Metazoa, Chordata, Actinopteri, Perciformes, Anoplopomatidae. The record is from RefSeq and is a predicted model, not a curated record. The transcript has 6 exons. Gene Ontology annotation, molecular function: transmembrane signaling receptor activity. Gene Ontology annotation, biological process: cell surface receptor signaling pathway. Bases 23 to 886 code for a protein of 287 amino acids.